AAAACAACACAAACUGGAAGGCAUCACAGCCAAGAGAUGAACUCCAAUUGACAGCUCACCAUUUGCUACAUGCUACACAGAGGGCAUCAAAUCAGACCGCCGAAAGAGUUCAAACGAGUUGUUAAUAUCAAGAACAGGGCGUUCAAUUUCCGCAUUACGUUUUUAGCACUCAACAGCUGCUAGCACAGAUGUUAGCCAGACUGACAUUGGCUCCAGCGCUCACUUACAAAUACGGUCAUAGGAGCAAAGGGGGAGUUCCCCCGUCCGCUUUACUACACAUACAGCAAGCGGCGUUCCAAUCGCCUCAACUCAACAGGCGAGCGCGGCAGAUCGGCUCCAGAGUCGCUAUACGGCCGUCAGAUAACCUGCGGGACUCUGGAGACGCAGCAAACAUCUGUCUGGCCUUCACGGAUGGCCGGUCCGCGCCGCCUCGCUCCGCCUUCGGGAUCCUCUCCGGGUCAUCUUCUAUUGAUUUGCUCACUGGCUUUGUGUUUGCAUCACUGCAGAGCCUCCACACUGGAUGCUUGGAUUUGAAAAGCUUGCGCAAUAUGAUUUGACGACACGGUGAAAACUACAGCGGUGACGUUGGUAUUUUGACGUUUCCGAAAAAUGUUGAUUGUAUCGUUAAAGAGCUUUCAAUACGGAAUUUAAAGCAAAAGUAUGGGGCCAAGCACGGACCCUUGAGGUACACCAGACCUGAAUGCAAUUAUUUCUGAAUUUGAAUUUCCAAGCGCAAAAAAAAACAAAACUUGACUUGGCUCUUAAAAUGUCUUGACCAGUUUAAUGAACUGGAGCCGGUGUUAUUUUGAUUUACGAGUCCCUCCUGAAUUACCGUAAUUUUCGGACUAUAAGUCGCGUUUUUUUUUCAUAGUUUGGGUGGGGGGGCGACUUAUACUCAGGAGCGACUUAUAUACAUAUAUAUAUGUUUUUUUUUUUCACUUUUUUGGGCAUUUUAUGGCUGGUGCGACUUAUACUCCGAUGCGACUUAUAGUCCGAAAAUUACGGUAAUCGUUUCUCAAGUUGUCCAUUUUCUGUCACUUUAUGCUGCAAGCUGAUUCGUCAAGAGGACUAACCUGUCACUUCGCAAAGCUCGUUUUUGUCUCGCAUCGUUGCCGUGCUUUGAAUCUCAAGCGCGCCGUACAUCAGUGUUGCCGUGAUGGAACGAGAUGCGCCGCUGCAGCCACUUACUGCACAUUAUCGGCGAGCUUCAAUGUGACAUUUCGCCGGCCAGCUGUGGGCAGAUGCAUGUCCGGACCGAGCCCCGAGCUUUGCUAAAGAUAGACGAGUGAAAGAUACGUCAGACUAAAUUUGCCGGCUUGGCCCCGCUCGUUCUACGAGGGGGCGUUACGUGCAGGUCUCCCUGUCGGCCAUGUUUUGUUUGAACUGUCCAUCUGCGCCCUCCAGGGAAAGAGACCGAGGCUUGUCUAAAUCGAUUACGGCGAGCGUUUGGAGAGGCGGAAAAACAGAGAGGGGAAAAAAGUGGGACACAACAACAAGGCGUGCGCUCUCACUGUGGGACAUUUCAAUUCAACCUUUCCGACAUGAUCGGAGCCUGGUGGCAGCUAGCCUAGCUUAGCAUUUUGGCACAUUAGCCCACAUUUUGCACACAGAGCGCAGGGAGAAAAAAAAAAAAAAAAAAAAGUGGGACACAAUGUCAAACAUUGUCUGAGGACAUAUUUAAGUCACCGGCGGUUACAAUCAGGUCACGCUGUAUUUAAUGUUGUCUGAGAGCUAGAGACAUUGCUCUGCUUACGGAUGGAUUGCACAGUGACUAGCAGCUGUUUUCACACCCACAACGGCGCAGACAGCCCCUUUAUUCAAUGCCAGACGUGUUUCAAGGCUCGCAAAUUAUUGACGACGUAAAUACAAAAACUGCCUUUAUUAGCUUGUUACAAAAAAAGAUUGAUUCUACCUUGAUCAAUAUUUUAGUAAUCAGUCAUAAAAAGAUAAUAAAUGGGUUAGUUUCACCCUAAUUCAAUAUUUAGGAGCGAAAAAUAUGUUUUUUUGUGAAAUGAUACAUUUUAAGCACAACACUGACUUGUCUUAGUGAUGCCUCAAAUAUCUGAACAGUGCUUUUCUUCAAAAUGUGAUUUUGACAGUAAAAUUGUAUUUACAAAUAUUAGAGUAACAAUUUUACAAAAUUCACAAACUAUUUGCAGUGCACACAAUUUAAUAGUCGUAGUAUUUAGUAAUGGGCGUGUGUGUGUCCAUGAAGAGUAUACGGUAUUUUAUGUCAUCGCUUUUACUUCUAAAUUUAAAGCAUCUCGGUCAUCGACGGCAAUUGAUCACGAUUGUCGUCGUCGGUGUGAAACACCGAAUGCACCGCGGUGUUUGCGCUUGUCGCCGACUUAUCAACACCCAUUUUGACGGCAAAUUUACACUGCAGUGGAUUUGCGGCGGUCACAAAAAUAGAACCCUCUAUCUCCCCUUUGCUUUCAGACACAGAAGCAGAAAGGAACGCGCUGAAAGAGCACGUCUACCCCAAACUACGCGACUUCUGCAGGGAGAAUUACGGCAUUGAAUUCCAGGUGGUGGACCUCUACUGGGGCGUGGAUCCGGAGGAAUGGGACAGUCCGGAGCUGCAGCGACUCAGGAUGAAGCUCCUGGAGGAAUGUCUGAAGACGUCAGCGGGACCGUGCUUCGUUGGUUUGGUCGGAGAGAAGUACGGCAGCAUCCGAGUCCCAGGGGAGGUGGAAUCGGCAGAGUUUGAGAUGAUCUUGGAUGCCGCGGUGGAGGCCGGGCUGGACACACACAUCUUGGACGAGUGGUACUGCAGGGAUGAAAACUCGGUGCCACCCGCAUACUACCUCAAACCCAAAGCCCAAAUGCUUAAGAAGUACCAGAACUCGAUGGAGUCCAGCAGUGCAGCCAAAACCAAGAAUGACAAGGCCUGGAGGAAAGUGUCGGAGGAGAUCAAGGGUAUCUUCCGGACUGCGGUUCUGCAGCUUCAAGAAAAGGGGACAAUGCCGAGCGCUCAGGCCAAAAAAUUCCUUUGCUCUGCCUUGGAAGACGAAUUAGACUUUGCCCUCGGAAAACAAACUCCCGCCUUUCUCAGGAAAUGCGUUUGCUACAUUCGCAAGAUUUCAAACUUUGACCGCUUCGCAAAACUCCCGGAGAUGACCCGCUACAUGGACAUCGUGAUGAGCGGCGACCGCAUCAUGCGGAACCAGGAAGCGUACGAGCGCUUGCUGAAGGUGCGAGACGAGUUCAUACCAACCGUGGUGGCCGCGUCCAACCUCCGCGUUUACUCCUCGGUCACGCACUGCGACAUGAAGCUAGGCUACUCCCAGGAAGUGGAGAGUCACUAUGUGGAGGGACUAUGUAAACAGUUCUACGAGGACAUGGUGGAUAUAAUUCAGGCCACGGUCCAGCAGAACUUUGACACCGAGACCGACUCGCUGUAUGAUGAGAUUCUCCAGCACCUGUCCCUGUGUAAAGCCUACGCAGCGCUGCACGAGUACCAGACCGAGUCCUUGGAUUACGUGCAGGAGUACCUUUUGCCAUCCAAGGGGAGUAGGAUGAGCCCACUAGUUGUGCACGGGGGACCCUGCACAGGAAAGACACUGCUACUUGCUGAAGUUGCCAAACAGGCCUACACUUGGCUGCAGAAAGAGACGGGCCCGGAAACGGACCCUGUGGUUAUUGUCCGUUUCAUUGGCUCGAGUCAACCCUCCACAGAUUUGCGCACCCUUCUCCAGAGCAUCUGUGAACAGAUUGCAAUAAACUACCGCUGCUUGAUUCACUUUAUGCCUACCAAAAUCCAGGAAAUGAGGGAGCUCCUCGUCAACCUGCUCGGAGAAUCGUCCUUUCACAGGCCCUUGGUCAUCAUCCUGGAUGCCCUGGAGCAGCUGUCCGAUGCCGAUGAAGCUCGCAAGCUGUGGUGGCUCCCCGUACAACUCCCUCGGACGGUCCGCAUUGUCGUCUCAACGUUGCCCAAUAAACACGGAAUCCUGCAGAAGCUCCGACAUGUCAUCCAUGACGAGGACAAUUAUGUGGAGUUGAUACAGAGGGACCGCAAGGUCUGCAGCCAGACGUUAAAGCAGCAAUUACUCGGCGUAAAAAGAAAGGUCACCUCGGGCCAACAGAUCUACGUCAACGAGGCUCUAGCAAAGUGUACGUUGCCGAUGUUUGUUAACUUAAUCUACAGAGAGGUGGUGCACUGGAGGUCUCACAAAGACGUGGAUGAGAAAUCCCUGUGCUCUACGGUACACGAAAGCAUAGAACAGUUAUUCUAUUCCGUAGAGAACAAGUUGGGCCAACGAUUUGUCGUCCGAGCGUUGGGGUACAUCACCAUGGCCAAAGCAGGGUUAACUGAGAUUGAGCUGGAGGACAUUCUUUCCCUGGACAACAUAGUCCUCGGAGAUGUCAUUGUGGUAUCGUACCUCAAAAACCCCUUGAGGAUUUCUUGCGACUUGGUGGCACGGCUCAAAGAAGAACUGGAAGGUUAUCUAGUGGAGCGUCAGGUGCGUAACGUCACCCUGAUGGUCUGGGCCAACCGCCAUCUGCAUCUCAUUGCCCAGAAGUUGUACCUGAGCAACGAGGAAGACGUCCAUCAAAUGCACAGCCUCCUAGCCGAGUACUUCCUGGGGGCGUGGUCAGGGGGCAGGAAGAAGAUCUUCACUUACGACAACAAUCAUUUUACCUCCCAAAAUAUAUCGCACCACAAAAAUCCCCACCACCAACAAUCCCAUGAGAAGACAUCAUCUGACAAGUACUCAUACGACAGACAAACUCCUGAGCAGCCUUGGGUCUUCCAGUGCAACCUUCUGGAGCCCGACAUUUUCUUUGUCAACCACAGGAAGAUGACAGAGCUGGUGUUCCACCUCACUAGGAGCGGCCGUACGGAUGACCUCAUGUUUGGUGUCAUCAUGAACUUUAGCUGGCUGUACACGAUGAUCAAGAUCGGACAGUUUGAGAAGGUUUUAAAUGAUAUCGACUUGGCCUACAGCUACACCCAAGAAAAAGAGCUGAAAUUUCUAUCCACUACUCUCCGUAGCGUCAAGGUGAAGGUAUUGAAAAACCCAGCGUCGCUUUCUGCGGAACUGCAGCAGAGGCUUUUGCCAGUUGUCACCUCCCUGCCCAAACUCAGGCAUCUCCUUCUGGAGUGCGACAAGGACGGUCCCAAGUACUGCUCGAUUGUGCCUCUUCACUCCUCGAUGGACGUCACUUACAGUCCAGAGAGGCUACCUUUGAGCUCAAGUUACAUGCAUAUUGUCGAGAUCUUGCCCACUCUAGCACCCAACAUAGUCCUUGUGGCCCUUGAAGAUGGGUCUGUAAGCACAUGGGACGUUGAGAGCAGGCAACUUCUACGGCAGAUCGACACAGCCAGAUCUGUGGUGCUCGGAAUCAGGUUAACCACCGAUGAGAAGUACUUAGUCGUGGCCACGACUAAAAACACACUCCUUAUCUAUGAUAAUCACAAAUCCUGCCUUUUAUCAGAAGUUGAAAUCAAGGGGUCGAAACAUGGCGGCAUCGCCGGCGGGGUGGCCUUCAUCAACGGCUUUACUUUGUCAACUCACCAUGCUUUGGCCUGGCUCGAAGCCAGUAAAGACGUCAACGUCAUUGACUUACUUUACGGCUGGCCUCUUUAUCAGUUCCAUUGCUGGUACGAGGUGACUUGUGUCCAGUGCUCACCGGAUGGAAUGUACGCCUUCUGCGGACAGUACCUCAACACCGCAUCCAUCUUCCAUCUGGGGAACGGGGACAAGUUGGCCACCGUUACCUCGGAGUUUUCCGGCGGCUUUGUUAAGUCCAUUCUCGUCCUCGACACGAUCAACCAAAUGGUGAUGAUUGACAAUGAGGGGAGUCUGUCGGUAUGGAACACCAAAGAAAUCACCAACCCACGUCUGAUGGAGGAUUACGACUGCAGAGGAGAUGACAGCGAAGUGGUGAGCAUUGAGCUUUCCGAAGACCAGCGCUCAAUUCUGCUUUGCAAGGCCACAAGUAUUGAGGUGCUCGAUACCAAGGUAUGGAAAAUGGUGGAGAAGUUCAAAGCGAAACGGAGCGAGCGCUUUGUCGCUGCGGUUCUUUCCAAGAACGGACAAAGUAUCGUGGCCUCAAUGGAGAACACCUCUUCCAUUUUUGUGUGGAGGAGGGACAGCGGGCAAUGCAUGGCGAGCCUGAUCGAGAUAUCGGGGGCCAUCGUUAAACUCAUCAAAUCAGUCCACCAUAACUUGCUGCUUUCUGUUGCCAGCAGUGGAGUGCUGUCCGUCUGGGACAUUGACAUCAUCACCGCGAUGUCCAAUAUUGACAAAACAGGCAAGAAGAUCCAGACACUGCAGUUGUCUGGCAGAGAGGAUUACGUGUUUACCAUGGAUGGCUCGGAAGCGGUCCACAAGUGGAACUUCGGCACUGGAUUCAUAGAAACGGUCUUCAAGCACGAGGGCAUCGUCGAGAACUGCGUGCUCACCUCCUCAGGGGAUCUAAUGGUGACUUCGGAUGACAAGUGCAGUCAGUACAUCUGGCAAACCAACACGGGGGAGAACAUUUUUCGUAUCAACGGGCAGAGAAUAUCCCAGCUGCUAAUCACCCACAACGACCAGUUUGUUGUGUCACUCUGUGAACAGAACGCUUCAAGAGUUUGGAGACUAGCAACAGGUCACAAAGUGUGUAACAUCUUGGUCACCCUCCAGAAUGCUUUGAUCACCACAGCAAACACGUUCUUGGUGGGCACCUCCAAAAACAAGCUCCUAGCCGUUAGCUUGUGGUCGGGCAGCGUAUCCAAGAAGUUUGUGUGCGACGACGGCAUCACCAUCGUCAACUUCAAACUCAUUCCCGACUGCCCCGACUGCGUGGUGUUCAUCACCUCCACGGAGACGGUCUUCAUCUGGAGCGUGGCGGACGAAGCCGUUUGCAGGCGUGUCCAGUUACCCGCCAACUUUCUAAAAAAUCUAGAGGACUUCCAGAUCUCGCCCAACGGCAAACAAGGAAUCGUGUCCAAAGGUGAUGAGAAUAUUAACGUGCUGGACCUACACAGCGGGAAGCUGAGGCUCAUCCACGCCGCCGGCAUCAUCUGGCGUCAGAAGUUAUCGCGAGACGGCCGUUACCUCGUCUACGUCUGCUUCCGUAACUGCGACGAGGACGACGACGCCGGCGUGGUGUCCAAUCUGAUUGUGAUGCGACUUGCCGACGGCAAGAGUAUCGGCACGUGCUCCUUAUACAAGACGCCCACGUUCCUUUCACUCUCUCAGAGAGCCCUGAACAUCAUCAUUGGCUUUGAGGACGGCAGCAUCGGCACAUACACCGUGGUGGACCGCGUAGACGCCGCCCUCAAGAUCAAGAUAGCCACAUCCAACAGCCGGCAGAUCGUCAACAACGCUUCGCAGAAGGUCCGUCCUAAAUGUGGCAAUCAUUCCUUUAAGAGCGUCGCCGACUGCAUUUGGAGGGAGUCAACGGAGGUUUUCUCCAGGGACAGCCCCAUCAACGUGUCUGACUCCGGCGAAGGUGAGUCGACUACGCCUACAAAAAAGACGGAGCUGCUGCAGUGAAAAAAAGACGAGAAGACGUGUGACGGGGUUUACAAUCUCCGGAGGGUUGUCGUUGACUCUUGUUUACAGCCACGUGAUUCCGCUGCAAAUGUCAGGCGUCUGACUAUCUUACCCUAUCCAGUUCUUGUACCGUUCAUUUUACAUUCAGACGCUGGGAAAAAUAAAAUAAGAGGGAAACAAAUUGUAUGAGAUGCGGGUUUGCCAUUACGUGUCCUUUUAGCAUUUGAAGAACAAAUGAUUUCAAUGUUUUUUUUUUGCGACAGAGCACCGUUAAAGUCGUUCCAGUUAUUUUUGCCACUCGUUGACAUCGUGUACAUGAUGCCAUUGUGUUCCACAAAAAAAAAAAAAAGCAUUUCGAUUUUUCCUUUCUAUCGGACGGUAUGUACAAAAAACAAACACGUCUCCUUUUUUUGGCUGCUGCAAUUUGUGCAACUCUUUAAAAUGUUAAGUUGUGCUUAAUGCAAUCAAAGUGAGUGCCUGGAAUUUCUAAAUGUCUUUACGUGCAGACUACAAGAUUUACGAAAAUGCAGGGAAUUUGUAAACACUACAGUAUAUACACACACACACACACACAAAAAACAACAACGGGAAGCCGUGGGUUGCGUUACUCUUUGAAACAACGGUUAAAGAAACUUGGCGGGAUGUUGACUGCAAAUUUGCAGUUCCAUCGACGUGCGAGCAACGCCACGAAGGAGCAUUCAGUGUAGCAUAGCACCAUACAAAGUCACGCCUUAAUCAGUCUACUUGCUUUGAGUCUCGUGAAGUUCAAGCGUCGGAAUAGAAAAAGAACUGCGAUUAGUUGCUUGACUGAAACUAUUUCGGCCCGUCUGUGCAUAUGUAUUUACCGUAGCGGUUUAGACACAAGGUGGAAGCACUUUAUCAGUGGUUUGUGAGAAAUACAUAGAUUUAUUCCAAUGUGGAGCAUUGUGUUACUUUUAUUUUAGGUGGUCUAGCAUUGUGUGUUGACACAAUUUGUAAAGAGGAUUUGCCUACAGAAUGAUGAAACGAUUAUUUCACAUGUGCUAGAUGCUCUAAGUGUUUGUAGUAGUUGUAGAAGAACAAUUAUGAUAUUGAAUGGCACCGUGUACUUCCAAUAAGGCCAAUGUUGAUAUGAAGAGAAAAAAAAAAUGCACAACUGCAGUUUUUUUGGUUUUUUUGGGAGCUCAGCAAAUGCACACUGGGUGACAACAAAAUUUGUGGCCCAGGUUGGAGGAUGUGUUGACGUGACAAGUACGAAGCAAAGCCACACACUCUCCUCACCACGAUAGACUUCUCUAAGGGCUAUUCUAGUGCAUUUACUCAUUUUCAACCGUUAAGAUGAUGGCCCUUGGAUACUCUCAAACAAGGUAGCAAGAUCAGCUUUAAAAUAAUUCCCCUCAAGCGUUUCUGAAAAAACAAAACGAAAAAAAAAAACUCUAAAAUGUGAUUGCCAAAGUCCCGAUGGUAGUUCGACUCAUUUUGUUUAAUGGGGCUUGUAAUGUAAUUAUAUUGUUGCCAAAUUGUUUUCAGUGUUGGACUGUGAUUUUUAUUUAUGAUUAAAAAAGUUGCUGUUUAAAAAAAAAAAAAGGAAAAAAAACUUUAAAGAGUCCUGCCCGAAUAUAUUGGAAUGCCAAUUUAAGCGUAUAUUUGAAUGUGGCCAUAUGGAAGCCCGUAAAUGGUUUUAACUGUACGUUAAAGUAACUUGAAUGACUUUUAAUAAGUUCUAUGUUUGCAACUCAUAGUUGACAUACUGGUGAUGAAUGUUUCUAUGGUAUUAUUUGUAUCGUCAGGAUUGAUGACCUAUUUAGAGAUUUAUAUUUUCAUAAAUGUUGUACUUUGUUACAGAGUUGUUCACGAGCAGAAAAGAAACUUAUGUCCGAAGCAAUAUGAAACUUAGUGUGUAUGCAUUGUUUGUAUGGAGCAUUUUACUGAAAUAAAAACGGUUCACUUU
This is a messenger RNA of Syngnathus typhle (broad-nosed pipefish), 9417 nucleotides long. RefSeq names its product NACHT and WD repeat domain-containing protein 2. Lineage: Eukaryota; Metazoa; Chordata; Actinopteri; Syngnathiformes; Syngnathidae. The transcript has 7 exons. Gene Ontology annotation, molecular function: protein binding. The record is from RefSeq and is a predicted model, not a curated record. Bases 2595 to 7487 code for a protein of 1630 amino acids.